This is a messenger RNA of Sphenostylis stenocarpa, 1329 nucleotides long. Lineage: Eukaryota; Viridiplantae; Streptophyta; Magnoliopsida; Fabales; Fabaceae. The record is from the annotation of a GenBank genome assembly.
AUGAAGGGUGGUGUGAAGAGAAAGGCUACCUUGGAUGCUCCGGGCGAGGUGGUUGAGCCUUUUGGUGCUGCGGAUUCGGGAGGUGGAGACUGUGGGGGCUUGAAAGUUCAAAGCUUUGAGGGGAACGAGCGUACCCAGUUGCAGAACGGUGAGGUUGAGGAACCCCGUCUGGAGGAUUCUGAAGGGGAGGGUGAGGAAGGAGGGGAAGAAGAAGAGUAUGGUGCUGAGGGAGAUGAAGAAGAGGAAAAUGUUGGUGGUGCUUUUCCAGGGGCUCAAGGCGUCGUUCUUGCUGAAAAUUUUUAUGAAGUUGAAGCUAUACGUCGGAAGAGGGUGCGCAAGGGGCAGGUGCAAUACUUUAUCAAAUGGAUUGGGUGGCCUGAGACAGCCAACACUUGGGAGCCACCAGAAAAUCUAGUUUCUGUUCCUGAUGUUGUUGAAGCUUUUGAGGAGAGCCUGAGGUCAGGAAAGCAUCGUAAGCGCAAACGCAAGCAUGUGGUGCAUCAUACACAACCCAGGAAGAGGCUGGAGCGAUCUACAACUCCAUACAGCCUUCGACGUUUUUCGACAAGUACCGCUGAGAACCAUAUACAGUCUGCUCCUCCUGUUCUUAAUGAUGCUAGCCUUCCUGUUAUUCCUGCCUUUCCUCAGACUGUUCUUUUUGCUGAUGAAGUGGGAAAUGGUGCUGGCAGCCGUCUUGGAAAUGCCACACCUGGUAAUGUUAACAAGUCUGCAAUUGGUUCAGAACAAAAUAUUGAAAAUAAUGAGGAAAAUGAUUAUGAUCCUAAGCUUAGUGAGCUUAAAGCUUCUUCUGCCGGUGUGAAUGAUGCAGACAGGCUUUCAAUAAGGAUUCCAGAAGCUAGGGUUCCUUCUGGUUCUGGGUUUGCUGGCAAUAAUAAUGGUCACGCAGUUGCUAAAUCAAAGGGGGUUCGCAUGGAAAUAAGUGAGAGUGGCCGCUGCCGGGGAGCCAAAAGGAGAAAAUCUGGUUCUGUAAGGAGGUUCAACAAAGAAUUAUAUGCUGGUGAGCCUGUCAAUGCACAAAAUCCAAUUGGUGCACCUGUUGGUGCAGCUGAGGCAGCACUAACAAGGAAUGCUGGUAAUGGUCCUAAUUCGAAUCAUUCCAGACCUGCUAGCAAUAUUGUGAAGAUUAUAAAGCCAGUAGGCUAUUCAGCUUCAGUAGCCAGUGGAGCGCAGGAUGUUUUGGUGACCUUCGUUGCAUCAAAGUCUGAUGGAACAGAAGUGAUGGUUAACAAUAAGUAUCUAAAAGCAUUUAAUCCACUUCUUCUCAUCAAUUUCUAUGAACAGCAUCUUCGCUACAGCCCUACAUCUUGA